GGAGUGCUGUUAUAUAUAUGCGACCGUGCCGCGGGAGUGCGGAGAGCGCAGGCGCCGUGCUGCGAGGUAUGGUUGAAAACGAGCAGCGAUGCUGCUGAAACACAGGAGCCUAGCUAAAUGUGACUGAUCAGAUCAUCAAAUCUUCAACCGCGGUAUCGCAUCAGACGGAGGACAAAAGAGAGGGAAGCGACGAGAAGAAAACAUCGGUGCAUCGUAUUCCUCUGGAUUUUUUCUCCUCCCUGUGUCGAUGAAUUCAUGACCUGGGUACCGACAUUCUCUCGACCGAUGUUUUUCUCCUUCUGAUCCGCGGGGAUUUAUUCCAUAUCAUUUUUUUUAUUGAUAUAUAUUUUUUUAAAUAAAAUAAACAAAAACUAAACGGGUCAUUAUGCUUUUAUUACCAUUCCAUGAUAGAAGACGCUUGACUAUAUUUUAUCCAGGGGCGUUGUGCUUGCAAUCAUUUCUAUGGAUUUUAUGUACCGCGCGCGGAGAGGACCAGCCUUUCAGUGUGGAGGCCUGGCUCCAGAGGUACGGGUACCUGCCCCCCACUGACCCCCGAAUGUCAGUCCUGCGCUCCACACAGACCAUGCAGUCUGCUAUCGCUGCUAUGCAGCGUCUGUAUGGCCUGAAUAUCACAGGGUCGCUGGACACCAUCACCAUCGACGAAAACACGUUAAGUUGGAUGAAAAAGCCUCGAUGUGGGGUUCCAGACCAGCUAGGGGGGGCCUCUAAAUUCAACGUGCGGAGACGGCGGUACGCCCUCACGGGACAGAGGUGGCAGCACAGGCACAUCACGUACAGCAUUAAGAACGUCACGCCCAAGGUGGGCGCCGUGGAGACACACGACGCCAUCCGGCGGGCGUUCGACGUGUGGCAGAACGUCACGCCCCUUCGCUUCGAGGCCGUCCCGUACAGCGCCCUGGAGAACGGCAAGCGGGACGUCGACAUCACCAUCAUAUUCGCCUCGGGUUUCCACGGCGACAGCUCGCCCUUCGACGGGGAGGGCGGCUUCCUGGCGCACGCCUACUUCCCCGGGCCCGGCAUCGGCGGGGACACCCACUUCGAUUCGGACGAGCCCUGGACCCUGGGGAACCCCAACCACGACGGAAAUGACCUCUUCCUGGUAGCGGUGCACGAGCUCGGCCACGCCCUCGGGCUGGAGCAUUCCAACGAGCCCACUGCCAUCAUGGCUCCCUUCUACCAGUACAUGGACACGGACAACUUCAAGCUGCCGACUGAUGACCUGCAGGGGAUCCAGAAGAUAUACGGGCCCCCCGAAAAGAUUCCCCAGCCCACCCAGCCGCUGCCCACGGCCCCGCCCCCACGCUCCCCGGCCUCGGACCCCCGCAAGCACGACCGGCAGACCCGCCCGCCGCGGCCGCCCACGGGCGACAGGCCGGCGUACCCCAGCGGCAAGCCGGACAUCUGCGACGGCGGCUUCAACACCCUGGCCAUCCUGCGCCGCGAGAUGUUCGUGUUUAAGGACCAGUGGUUCUGGCGGGUGCGGGACAACGCCGUAAUGCCUGGCUACCCCAUGCAGAUAGCCUACUUCUGGAGGGGCCUGCCCCCCAAGAUUGACGCCGUGUACGAGAACAGCGAGGGGAAAUUUGUCUUCUUCAAAGGGAACCGGUUCUGGGUGUUCAAGGACACCACGCUGCAGCCCGCGUACCCCCAGGACAUCUCCAUGUUCGGCAGCGGCAUGCCCACGCACAGCAUUGAGACAGCCGUCUGGUGGGAGGACGUGGCCAAAACGUACUUCUUCAAGGGAGACAGGUACUGGCGUUACAAUGAGGAGAUGAGGACCAUGGACCCGGGCUACCCCAGACCCAUCUCCGUGUGGAAGGGCGUCCCUGAGUCGCCCCAGGGGGCCUUCGUGGACAAAGCCAACGGGUUCACCUACUUCUACAAGGGGAAGGAGUACUGGAAGUUCAGCAACCAGAAGCUGAGGGUGGAGCCGGGCUACCCCAGGUCCAUCCUGAGGGACUUCAUGGGCUGCGACGACACGCUGGACCCGGAGCGCGACCGGGACCGGGACCGGGACAGGGAUCGGGACCGGGACCGACGGCCCCCGCAGGAGGACGUGGACAUCGUCAUCAAGCUGGACAACACGGCGGGAACGGUGAAGGCCGUGGCCAUCGUCAUCCCCUGCGUCCUGGCCCUCUGCCUGCUGGUGCUCCUCUACACCGUCUUUCAGUUCAAGAGGAAAGGCACGCCCAGACACAUACUGUACUGCAAGCGAUCCAUGCAGGAGUGGGUGUGAGGUCCCUUAAACCCCGCCCACCGACCCCGCCCCCACCCCCAUGUCCUCCAGGGCCUCCAUGUUGAAUUUGCAGACUACAGCCCUUACUGACCUCCCUUUGCCCACUUUUUUGUGGGGGGGCACAUUUAGGGGUGGGUGGGUGGUUGAUGUGGGCCUAGACCCCACCCACACACCCACCCCUGAAAUUGGAGGGAGGGGCAUCGGCCCUCCCCCCAUCUACCCCACUCAGUACAGCUCAGUGCAUCCAUGAACCAGAGAGGAAGGGCUUUCAGCUCGGAUACUUCCCAUGGCGCACUGCUUUGUUGUUCUCUUCCUAAUUCACAUCAGGUCUUUCUUUGCUGAUAAAAAGGACGUCCAGUACAUCUCAGUCUUAAGCCUUUCUGCACGCUCCGAAAAAAAAGAAAAUUAUCAACAAAAAAAAAAAACACAAAACGCCCGAGUUGAACUUGCCUACAAUUUGGCGAGUCAUCAGCUUCCUACUUUAUCUCGUCUUUGAAAUUAUUUAUUUUUACGGACAAUUUAUGACGAUAUUUUUUUUAUUUUUUAUUUUGCUUUAAAGCAUUUUACUCCGGAAGAAGAAGAAAAAAAAACCCCCAAGCCAAAUAAAUAAACUCUGUCCAAAGAGGAUCACCAUUUUUCGGAAUUUUUUAAUCAUUCUUUUUUUCAUUUUCCUUUUCUCUCCACUCUGAGUCUGUUUGUCCUUGAUUAGGAGUGGGAAACUGACUGUUGUGGCAGUCUGUCUUAAAACAGGGGCCAAAACUGCAAUAUUUUUAACCGCCUUAAUUACAGAUCAUCUUUUUCAUGCUUUUUAUUUUUUUUUAUUUUUAUUUUUUUGCAUUGUUUUUGUUUGUUCGUUGAAAGACCUGGUGGGUCCGUCGCCAUGGCGUCUCUUGUUUUGAUUGACAGCCUUUGGCGGUUUGUGGCCGCGUGCCUGGGACCUCAGAGUCGGCCCGCCAGUCCCAGGGGAGGAAGGAGACCGGUCUAACCUGCACUUAAAGUGAAAUAUAUCUGUCCAAGCAGCCAGGGAGAGCACCCAGCCGCUCUCCAGAGAAGCCACUAACUCAAGCGGGAGUGUCACUGCGUCCGCCUGAUACGCUGCAUUGGCUCCCUAAGCCAGACAGACAGAGCGAGGUCAAAGAGAACAACUACAAACAAAUCCUUGAUGAUGACGAUUCACCUUCCUCAUCCUCCCUCUCUUUACCCUCCUCCCCCCCCCCCCCCCCCCAAAAAAAAAAAAAUCAUCACAGUUCACUUCCAAAAGGACCAUUCUUUCAGACGUUUGUCUAGGGUUGUGCUUUAGUCAUCCGUCAAACAUUUUGUUUUAUCGUUUUAUAUUUGUAUUUGAGGGGUGGGAUUUGGGUUAGUGUCCUUUAAUGUUAAAGAGCCUCAGAAUACCGUUCAGCUCCAUUCUGAGGAAGGAUCUUCCCUCUGGCGCCCUCUGUUGACCAGGAGUGUCAUGGCAGUCUUAUGUAGUACAAGGGCACGUUUUUUUUCCCACCCACCCAUCAUCUUGACCUUUCAUUUGAGGGGAGAAAAAGUUAAUGAAACAAUACAGACAAAAUAAACGAGAGAGAGA
Anguilla anguilla (European eel) is the source of this 3833-nucleotide messenger RNA. RefSeq names its product matrix metalloproteinase-16-like. Gene Ontology annotation, cellular component: extracellular matrix. Bases 386 to 2257 code for a protein of 623 amino acids. The transcript has 11 exons. Lineage: Eukaryota; Metazoa; Chordata; Actinopteri; Anguilliformes; Anguillidae. Gene Ontology annotation, biological process: collagen catabolic process; proteolysis; extracellular matrix organization. The record is from RefSeq and is a predicted model, not a curated record. Gene Ontology annotation, molecular function: metalloendopeptidase activity; zinc ion binding.